UUACAACACCUAGGAAAGAAGGAAGUUCUGACACUGAAAUCCCAGGUCAAACAUAAAUGGGAGAAACGGGCAUUAGAAAAACUUCUUCAGCUGUCCAGCACCCAGGGAUCAGGGGAGAUGCAAGAGAAGCACUGGGUGACAGUGAAGAAGAGACAAGAGAGAGCACAGUCAGCCUUGAAAGAAAUGAAAGAGAUGCAGGUGGCAGGUAAAAGUUGCCAAGAGGAAAUUGUGAGGAGGAAAGAAGAGCUGAGGCAGGCCAUGGAGAUCCCACCAGAGUACAGGCCAAUCACUAAGAAACCCCUAAAAGAGGUCAUAGAAAAUAUGGAAAGACACCUCAGUCUCAUGGAAGGCACUCUCUCCAAGAGGGAGAAUCUUCCUGACCAGGAGCUCCUGAAACGAGUGUCAGGUGGCCUAGCCCUGCAGGGGAUUUACCAAACUGGCCAGCCUGAGGAUCUUUUGGAGAGGAGAGAAGAACUGCUCAGUCUCCCAGAGAACAUCUUUCUGCUCAGCCCAGAACAGGGGACACGGAUGGAAACCAAGGAAUUUUCAUCUUCUCGUGAAGAGUCGCUGUUUACCCAAAGCAUGGAAAAAUUGGGCUUUACUGUUAGCUUUUUGGCCAAGGGUGGACGCUGGGGAUGGAAUCUGGAAUCCAGCACCAAUUAUACCAGAUCUUCUGACUCCAGAGAGGUCCACAGGGGACACUCUGAGAACACUUACAGCUGCCUCACCAGGUUCAGUUACAUCCCACUGGCUUGCUGCCACUUUGCCCAAGAUCAGCUCUAUCUUAGUAGCUCAGCUCUACAAGAGUUAAAACAGUUAGAGAAACUUCUGAUCCACUCCAAUGGUUUAGAAACUCAAGUUCUGAAGCGUAGAUGUGAGGCAUUUUUCCAAAGGUUUGGCUCUCAUGUGAACCAGGGCCCAUUGCAUUUGGGAGGAAUAUUCUGGUGGAAAGCUGUAACAGAAGGCUUCAGGUCAGAGGAGCUGCAUGAUGUGAAGAAACAAGCCUCAGAGGCACUUGAUGUAUAUAUUGGAGGCAGCUACUCUGGUUUUGGGGUCACGGUUGCAGCCGGAAAGAAUAUAUCAAGCUCUCAAUCUCAAAUGGCUUCUCACAAUACAAAUUCCAUUAAUUUGCAAGGAAGAUUCCAGUUGUCUGUAUUCCAAACAGGAGGCCCUCCAGAGGUAGAUUCUCUUCCACAAUGGAAAGCUGGUCUUGUGGCCAGCAACUGCACCUGGUGUGUCAUUGACAGAGGUUAUCAGUUAGUGCCUGUCUGGGAUAUAAUUCUGUCUAAUCAUAGACAAGAUUUUCAGGAUCCCCUUCAAUUGACUCACUGCCUCAUAGACACUUAUACGGCCUUGACUGGCCAACAUGCAAGGACACAGGAUGGAGAGGAAUUACUGAGUGCCAUCGAUGAUGCCAAGUCUUUUCUAGAAGAAGUAGAAUCCUGGGAAAUCUCUGAACUUCAGGAGAAGUUGAAGAAAAUGAUGAAUUUCAUGCAAAAGCUGAGUGAGAAGACCAGGAACUAUGACCCUUGGAUUAAUAUCUGUCUCAAAAACCCAUCUCUGCAACAGUUCUUGGUGGACACUGUCAACUUUUACAAGGAUUCCCCAAUUCAUGAAGUCAAAUUCAUUAAAUCUCAGUUACGUAGCCUUCUGUAUCCUCAUGUCUAUCAAGUGAAAGACUUCCCACAGAGUCAUUCAAUCAUGCAGUGGAUUUUCCACUCAGCAAAGCAACAACAAGAUAUACAUGUUACAGAAUUUGAUGAUUUCAUCGAACUCUUAGAAAGGGAAAAGAAUGACCUUCUUGAAAUAAAUGCUAACUUAGAGUUCUUGGGAAAGAUGGAAGAAGCUCAAAGAAAGGCCACGUAUAAGAUCAGUUCAUUUCUCAGCUCCUUUCUCAAGGCCUUGAAACAGUCAGGAGAGUCAGGCACAUACCUUCUGUUACUUUCCAUUGCAGUUGGUACAGGUUACAAGGAGAAAAACGAAACCUUUCAUUGUCUCCUAGGAUGUGAAGACUUAAAUUUCCUGUUAUGUGAAAUGAAAGAAGCCCAUGAAAAAUACCAGAACCUUAAUAAGAAAUGUGACUAUAUGGCUCAGGCAUUCCUUCUGUUCACAGGACUCACAGUUACCACUAGUCCUAUUUCUGUGUCUUCAGAAGAAAAGAAGCAACGUUUGGAGCUCAUGCAAUCUCACAUGGGACAGUCAUGGUGCAAAGAAGUGCUUCAUAUCCUCUCAAAACCCAGGGUAUGUCAUGAUUGGGAAACUCUGGAAAAAGACUUGAAUUUCCUCAUCUGUGGAGAAUAUGAAGCUACAUUGAACUGUGUACAGAUGGACCAGGUGAAAAAAGAACUGGAAAGUAUCACUCAGAGAAAGACAAAGUUAUGUGAACCAGAACCAAGUACCAUCAAACAGCAUGAAAUAAUAAAUUCCAGCUUUUUAGACUUAGCCAAGAGGCUUGAUCUGGAGCCUUACUAUCCAAGGAAGAUGAGUCGGGCAGAUUUCCAUCUGAUUUCCAAGACUUCUGUGCAUGACACUGAGCCCAACAAAGAGAAUCAGUUGCCAUUUUAUUUCCUACAGAAGCUAUUGAUGCUGGAUUGCAGACUUAGAUACUUGGUCUGCAAGAUAGAGGGAGACAUUACUGGUCAGACAGCGACUCUCAGAAACCUUGAGGAUGACACUUCAGAUCCUUAUGAUGAUUUGUUCAAUGAUAGUGACACACCCUCUGCCCUCUUGACCACAGGCCAGCCCCACAUUCACCCAAUGGACAUCCAGAUGAUGAUUUUUCAUUGUGCAGAUGACUUCAUGAGACAAUAUAUUUCUAACAAAUUUUCCAUCUGCCAAUUUGCUCUCCCUCUUGUGGUGCCCAAUCCCUCUAAUUCUGUAAUAGAAUUCCCACUUUGGUCUUUCAGCCAAAUCAAGAGAAACUGGAGACAGAUAGAGAAAUCAGAGGGAGAAGACAAAUUUAUUAAUUUUAAUAACGAACUCAUCUUCCAAGUACCCAUCCCCAUUGUGUCUUUUAUAAGAGUUGUGAAUUCUGCUACUUCUUCCAAAUCUCAGAUCUUGAACUCUCUGCUGAGUAAGCACAAACAUGAUACUUUUUUCCACCGUCACUGCCGAGGAAGCAGCAAAUCCUGCCUCUUGAUGGGAGGUGUGGUAGAAAUCUCCUGGUUCUUUCCAGGGGGAAGACCUGAGGACAGAUUUGAAAGCUGUGUUGCUUUCACCAAUCUCCAUGGAGAUGCCAAAGACUAUGAGACACAGCUCAGAUUUCUGCAGGAAAUUUCUUCAGUCAUAGUGGUCCUUGUGUCUGCUUCUGAUAAAAGUGAGAGGACCACAAAAAUGGUCCGGGAUCUGUGGAAGUCACCAAAACCUUUGGUUUAUUUGUUUGAUGACAAAGAUAAUACUGUAAGUAAGGAUUCUGGCCAGAAAGUGAGAAUUGGAAUCAGGAAUAGAAAUGAGGCAGAAUUAAUAGAUGAACUUACAAGUGUCAUCAAUCGCCUGCUAAAGUCUUCAGGUCCCUUUCUCAGUCUUGAGGACUGUGCAGAUGUUGCUCGCCAGUAUGGCUUUCUUGUAGACCUGGACAGAGAGGAGUGUCAGGAGGCCAAGAGGAAGGCAGAAACUUUAAUGGCCCUCAUGAAAGAGAUGAAAUUGUCUGAAAUAAAGGAGAAAUUACUGCCCCUUCAAGGAGAACUUUGGCACCAGUGGUGUAAGAAGGAUAAGGAGAUUUGUAAUCUGAGAGAGAAAGGGAACCGUAGCCUUGAACAGCACAAGAGUGAAAUUGAGACAGAAAAGCAAAUAAUAAGGCAAACCCAGCUAAAGAGGGCAUUUCCUCUCAAUGACUUAAUGCGAUCUGUGUUGGAAGUCCUCCAAUCUCACUCAGAGAGAGACAACAAAACUCAAUUGUACUUCCUGCAGUGGCUUGGAAUGUUUAUGGACACUCUGACCAAAAGUCACUUGGAAAUGCUUUAUAAGAGGCACAAGCAGUUGUGUUCCCAGGCAUUGGAAGAAAACCAAAAGGGAUCAAAGAAUGUCUCCUCAAAAUGCCACCAAAUGGAACUAGAAACUGUCUCUAAGGAGAUCAAUGAUUCCUCAUUGUGUAUUGAACAUCUCCUCAGAGAAGUUGGCCAGAUCUAUGAAGCUUUGGAAGAAGUUUCAUCUCAAAGGCAUACUACGUUCUUAUCUCUUCCUCAAAUUGCUGCUGAUCUG
Messenger RNA from Gracilinanus agilis (Agile Gracile Mouse Opossum), 4200 nucleotides. Its product is annotated as interferon-induced very large GTPase 1-like. The annotation marks the transcript as partial. NCBI's taxonomy places the organism in Eukaryota, Metazoa, Chordata, Mammalia, Didelphimorphia, Didelphidae. The record is from RefSeq and is a predicted model, not a curated record. The transcript is spliced from 2 exons.